CCGUGGGAGGGAAUGCUCCUCCCCCAAGCGUGCCCUGCGGUACGGGGGCUGGGUGGGGGGGGGCGAACCCGGAAGUUCUGGGCGGAGUUCCUGGUUGCCAACGAGUCCCAUCCCGAGUGGAUGGAAACCGGCGACAUGGCGGCGUCCGGCCCAGCGCUGUGCCUCUUCGACGUGGACGGGACGCUGACGGCCCCGCGACAGAAAAUUACCAAAGAAAUGGAUGGCUUUCUACAAAACUUGAGGCAGAAGAUCAAAAUUGGUGUGGUAGGCGGGUCAGACUUUGAGAAAGUGCAGGAGCAGCUGGGAAUGGAUGUGGUUGAAAAAUACGAUUAUGUGUUUCCAGAAAAUGGCCUGGUUGCAUACAAAGAUGGGAAACUCUUGUGUAAACAGAGUAUUCAAGGUCACCUGGGCGAGGCCCUAAUCCAAGAUCUAAUCAACUACUGUCUGAGCUACAUCGCAAGAAUUAAACUCCCGAAGAAAAGGGGUACUUUCAUUGAGUUCCGAAACGGGAUGUUGAACGUGUCCCCAAUUGGGAGAAGCUGCAGUCAAGAAGAACGCAUUGAGUUUCACGAACUCGAUAAAAAAGAAAACAUCAGACAGAAGUUUGUAGCAGACCUGCAGAAAGAGUUUGCAGGCAAAGGCGUCACAUUCUCCAUAGGAGGCCAGAUCAGCAUCGAUGUCUUUCCUGAUGGCUGGGACAAGCGGUACUGCCUGAGACACGUGGAAAAUGACGGCUAUAAGACCAUCUAUUUCUUCGGGGACAAAACCAUGCCCGCGGUUGGAACAUGAAAACAUUCUAACGGUCAUGAACAUCGACAGCUGAUUGACUUUGACUCAGCACAUCCUUUUGGGUGAUUGAGUUCUCUGUCCGCUUCUGUGCUUGGGACGGGCACACGCAGAGUGGCAGGACUGGGGAGCACUGUUGCAGGAGGUGACUGACCACGCACAAGGCAGUUGGUGCACACGGCAGAAUGCUCCGUGGCUGUACGAACCACAGAUGCAGACCGAUCUCUGGGAUGUUCUAUCAGGCGAGCCACGUAAGGUGCAGAACGGUACAAGUAACAGGCGCCGCUUUUGUCUAAAGAGGUGCUCUCUUCACGGUGCUCAUAAGUGCAUAAAGGGAGUGUGAAGGGACAUCCGAGAAGGCAGAUGACAGACCUCCUGAGAGCUAGGGACAAGGAUGGGAGAGACACUUGGCACUCUGUCUUCUCUUUAAAUUUUGACCUCCACAAAUGUGCUCUCUGUUGAAAAAUAAAGCUUUAAGGUAUCAAACUGAGCAAAGGAAGAAAACUAAAAUUUUUGGUUUCUAAAGCACUUCAGUGUCAGACCCUGAGCUGGACCCUUGGACGUUCUGUCCUCAGGUCCUUGGGCAGCCUGGCGGGACGUGCGGGAUGGGCGGCAGCGGGCUCCACGCAGGGCCAGGGGCGGUGCAGGUCAGUGACCGCACGGCAUCCAGAAGCCUCUCGUCACUCUCCCACAUCACCUCCAAAAUGCUGUCAAAUCAUGCAACAAUUGGUUUUCCACAAACGUUCAAAAGGAAAAUCUUUCCUUAAAAGAAGCUUUAAGGAAGUCCCUGUCGGCCUGGUGGGAAGAGGCAGCUUUGAAACCCAGAGGACCUACAAUCUGGCCGCCGUUGCCCACAGGGUGACCACACACAUCUGCGUCGUGAGCCGUGGUACUUGUCAGCCCCUAUGGGGGCUGAACUGUGGGGACGCAGUUCUUCUGAAGCGGUGGGAGGAAAAGGAGGUCCUAGAGGGAGGGUGGCUAGCCCAAGGCCGGCUCAGGAAAGGCAGCAAGCAGGACUUGUUUCUUCCAGCAGGGAACCAGCCGGCUAUGAAGUCUGCAGCUUUUAAUGAAGUUAAGAAAAUCUCAUCCAGUAUGAGAUUCCUCUGAGAGAUUGGGGGCCUGUAGGGUGGGUGGUGCGUGUUAGCCGGCGAACCUUGAGUUCCUGCUCAGGCUGCGGACAGAGUUGGCCAUUGGCCCUGCCCUGGGCGACCUGGCCAUGCCUGGCAUCUCCUGCGCUCACAAUCAGGAUGCCUGAGAGCUGAUGAGAGCGCUGAAUGUGUCCUCUGUGCAGACCUGUCCUACUAUUCGUGCGUGUCAGUGUGAAAUCUGAGACCCAAGUCUUGGGGGCUAGUGGCAGGCUUAGGUUAGCAUGGAGAGAGGGGUGAUCCUUGCUCCCAGAGGGGCCUCAGGAAAAUUGCUGCUCCCUGAGAUCUGACUGGAGGAAGUUGGACCGGGUCAGAGGUUCCCCACCCAGUUGAGGGGGUGCUGCCAGUUCCCCUGUGGGAGGACGGGAAGCAGGACACUGGGCCGGGGGCGACACCAUGAGUGCGGUGUUUGUUGGGGUCUCGGCUGACCCGCCUUCCUUCUGGACACCAGAAUCUGUGGUCGUGUCACCCCUGAGAUCAGGGCAGGGGGAAAGGGGCUGCUGGAUAAACCCUGAAGAAGCAGCAGCCAUUGCUGUAGUUCUUCUCUUCAUGGGGACCUUGACUCCAGACCCCUAGAGUGUGGCCAACCCGCAGGGAGUCCCCUGGUGCGGUCACUGAUGGCUACGAAUCGGCUUCUCCUGGAGGCAGGUCCAUGCCUGGUCCCGUCACCCAGUGCUCAGCCCUUGUUUUGGGGACGAGGGGGUACGCCAGACUCAUGAGCAGACCCGGAGGGUCACCCCGGGAGCGUCAGCAGGACAGCAAGCCAGCUUGCUUUCCACUGGACGGUUAGUCCCCAGACUGUAAGCACUGGGUCCCGUCCUGGAAAUACUCCUGGAAAUACUCGGAGUCACCUGAUUGUUUUCAAAACAUCAUGACCCUGGGGCCAGACUGGUUUUGGUUUUCUUUUGUUUGUUUGUUUGUUUUAAGUGUAACAGUUCACUUCUUUCUAGGAAAAAUCAGUAUAGUUAUCUAAGGGCAUACAUUUUUAUCAAAUAUUCUCCUCACCAGCUAACAAUCACACGUUGAGAAAGCAGCUGCAUACCAGCCGUGCAGCACGUACUCAGAUCCGUUUGGCUUCUCACGCCGCGGCCUGCAGGCCAGGGGUACUGGCCUUAGAAGUGUUGGUACAGCUCCUGCGGUGACUGUCACCACAGCCCAGGGAGCACCCCCCGCCCCAGGGCUUUGAAACAGAGCCCUUGUCCCUUUGGCCUUUGUACCCAGAUACCUAGAAAUUGGAUCGGUCCCGUUACACUGGCUGGAGAUGAGCAGCCACAUGUGGUGGAUGUGGACUUGCAGGAGUGGACCUGAGCCUCAGAUGGGUGUUCCUAGCAGAGACCCCCUCGGAAUCCAGCGGCCCGGCCCUGCUUCCUGCUCUGCAGGGCCCACAGGCCAGGGACACGUGAUUUGUGUGCCCUUCCUCAGCUCUCCAUCAGGAUCCUCAGGGUUCACUGGACACCCCCCCACACACAUCGGCUCAGCAUCAGCGUGUGCAGAAACACGGCUGGGUAGCGGGGAGACUGGACCCCACUCAGCCCUGCCGUCUGCUUUUCUGUGGCACCCUCAGCCCUUCGCCUCAAAUAUUUAAAUAUUAAUGGGCCGUUUGCACUGAGCUGGAAGCCUCUCCUCCGUCUGGCAUCUGUCCCCGGCCCACGAAGUGUCCCUUCCGGCUUGGUUCCCUUUGUCAUCUCUCAGAAAAGCGUCUUCCCCACCCGGACUCUAGUGACCUGUGCAAAUCUGGUGUUUGGAAUCUGCGGUUCCCUGAAACCUGAUUCUAGAGGGGGGCGCUCACACCAGCUUGUCUUGUGCUUCUGCUUCUCCCGACCUCCCUCUGACUCUGUUGUGCCAGCUCUGGGAGCCCCAGAAGAGCCCAGGUGCCCUGGCAGGAGGGGAGGUUAAAGUCUGUGGUGCGUGGUGCUGGUGGUGCCAAGAUCGAGCCGGGAGAGCCACCUCGUGUGGACCAGGUCUCCCGGGAGGGACAGGCGGGGCAGCUGCUUCGGAGUCGUUCCCCAGGGCCCAGCGUCUGCAACCCGCCCCCAGCCCUGGCUGGCUGCGCAGCCUCCUCCUCGCUGUGCUUCUGCUCCUCGUCCUCAGCCCCCACCUGCACGGCCUGCAGAAGGUGAAGCUGAUUGUGUCCCCUGGUUGCAGCUUUGCCGGUGGCUUGACAUAAAAUCCCAAGUCCUUACCUCCCUGGCCUGGGGGGCCGCUGAGCUGACUUCUGGGACGUGGCUUGUCCCCUCCCUUCCUCUGCUCACUGGUGCCUCCCUUGUCCCUCUAGGUUCUCUUCCCCUCUGUUCUCUGCCCUACGGAGUUGCUCGCCUCCAUCUCCUGUCUCUCCCUGCCUCCGCUCUGACGCUCGCUUUGCCCGGCGGGUAGUGCGUGCUCCCUGGGCUGGUUGGGCUCAUGUGUCAAUCCAGACUCCUCCCUCCCGAGUGAAUGAGUGACAGGGACUGAAUGUGUCCCCGAUAGAUGGUUGGUUUUUCUGGAUAGUUCACAAGUCUGUUUCUACAACAUUAAGUUCUCUGUGGCGGUUUUUUACCUCUCGAGCUAUUCGUAGGAGAAAUCGGACUUUAAUUCUAAGCAUUACAUGAACUGGUUUCACAUUUACUUGCUUAGGUAGCCGCCGGUGGGCGUGACGCCUAGAGCUGACCCAGAGCCACUUGAUGGCACAGAAAUCUGUGAGGCGAGGGCAGGACCCCAGCAGCUCCCCCCGUCAGCGCUGGGAAGGGAGUUUCCCUGAUGUGGCUCCAAGUUCAUGGCCCCCGACCUGACUCCUUCCCUGGUGCAUUUUGGGCCCCGGCAGCAGCCCCUCCUAAACUUUGGGACAAGGUAACUCUCACAAAAGUCAGAGCAGUAAGAAUUACUGUGUCCGUGAGUCCUUUAAAGGCAUGUCAGUUGUUUCUUAUAGAAUCUUUAGGAGAAAAAUCCAUUUUUACUCUGCAGUUAUUUUCAUCGUAUUAUAAACUAAUGUUUUGAGUUAGACCGUCCAGGCUUAUGAGGAGAAUCUAGGAAAUUGCAUGAGAAGCAAAGCAGGGGCUUUCCUGGAGCUCAGGGUGUGGGAACGGCGGCAAGCCCGCUUCACUCACCCCAGACCGGGGGGGGGUGGGGGGGGGGUUGGGAAUGCCGUACACACUGGAAGACCCACCCCCGGGGACCCCCAUGGCGGGCCAGGGCCCCCCGGAUACAAGGUCUGGCAGAAGCAGUCUUGCGCUCCACUCUUGGAAGUGGCCCAGGGGAAGGGAUGUGUGCAUACGCCUGGAGCCGCAU
Messenger RNA from Mustela lutreola (European mink), 5195 nucleotides. RefSeq names its product phosphomannomutase 2 (gene PMM2). Gene Ontology annotation, biological process: GDP-mannose biosynthetic process; mannose metabolic process; protein N-linked glycosylation. Gene Ontology annotation, cellular component: cytosol. Bases 13 to 789 code for a protein of 258 amino acids. Lineage: Eukaryota; Metazoa; Chordata; Mammalia; Carnivora; Mustelidae. The transcript is spliced from 8 exons. The record is from RefSeq and is a predicted model, not a curated record. Gene Ontology annotation, molecular function: phosphomannomutase activity.